This is a messenger RNA of Elgaria multicarinata webbii, 1330 nucleotides long. RefSeq names its product SRR1 domain containing (gene SRRD). Gene Ontology annotation, cellular component: cytoplasm; nucleus. Lineage: Eukaryota; Metazoa; Chordata; Lepidosauria; Squamata; Anguidae. Gene Ontology annotation, biological process: microtubule-based process. The record is from RefSeq and is a predicted model, not a curated record. The transcript is spliced from 7 exons. The coding region runs from base 1 to 936 and encodes 311 amino acids.
AUGGAACCCGACGGGGCGGGCGAUGGCUGGGUCCGCCCGGCGGGGAAGAGGCGGCGGCGGCGGCGCAAGAAGGGGGCGCGGGAGGGCAGCCCGGAGCUUGGCUCGGUGGAACUGCAGCGGCGGCGGCUGCAGGAGGCUCGCUCCGAACUGCAAAGCUCAGAGUUCUGGGAUUCUAGUCUAGGAACCAUCUUAAACUCUCUCAGGAAACACCUGUUGGCCGGGCGGACAGACCCCGAGCCCACAGUGGAGAAAGCGCUCGGUGCCUUAGAGAACCUGUGUCUCACCGCACCAGCUGAGACAGUCCUUGAACCCACCACCCAGCCACCGCAAAAACCCAACGGCGGAGUGGGCGGCUUGGAGUGCGUGUGCUACGGUGUCGGGAACUUCUCCUCUUGCGUCAAGGCGCGCUACCAGCUGGCCUUCCUGCUGCUGCUGCUGCAGCACCUCGAGAUCCCAGAGAAUCGGUGUUUCGUGUUUGACCCUGUCUUCGCCACAUUGGAAAUCGAAGUCCUUCGGGAUCUCGGCCUGACUGUGCUCUUGGAGAACGAGGAGGGGAAACGGCCUGUCCGCGAUCCUACCGUCUUCUACAUGAUUCACUGUGGGAAGGCUCUGUACAACAACCUGCUGUGGAGCAACUGGUCCGCAGAGGCCCUCUCCAAAACGGCCAUCAUUGGGAAUAGCUUCAAGGGCAUCGAAGAAAGGGUGCUGACCAAGAUAUUCCAACAGGAUUAUUGUUACAUCGCAAAGGUUUUAACAGCGACCCACGAAGACGCCUUUCCUUCUCACCGACAAUAUCUGGACGUCUUUAAUGACACCUCUGUCCACUGCUUCCCUUUGCACAAACUGAGGGACCUUCCCCGAGAGGUCUGGGAGUUCCACGAAGAGCCAGUUUACCGGGAUGAAGAUCAGGUAGAGAUCGUCAGGAAGAAACAAUGACAGCACUGCCGUUCCAGAGGAUGUAAAGGAGAAGCAGGCCCAGACUUAAGCCAGUUACCUGUCACUAGCUGAGGACUAACAAACCACGUUAUCUAUGUUUUGGGGUUUGGACGCUGAACCGUUCUGCAGGAGACCAAAGAUAAACAGACGGCGAGCGCGAGUCGUGAACGAGCUCUGCGAAGGCUCCGCUUCUCACGUUCUCUUACCAAUGGAGCUUGGAACGAGACAGGGGCAGAGCCUGCUUGAGGCUUCAUCUCUCUUCCACUCUGGUGUCGUUCCUCACGCGGGAGAGGGAGUUUCCCUUCUCUUGUGGGUUAAAAGGAGGCCAAGUUGUGAUCAUGCCAGGACUCAAGCAGGAUUGGGCUCCUGUUUCCCCCUUCAGGGCCUGUGCCAU